UAUCCUUUGCGCUAACCGCAACGGGGGCUAGCUCAUUUCGUUUCGACAAAUAGUCUGACACUAUCUUUGGUUAUUUGGUUUUCCUCGAAUAAUAUAUCCUCCGUCUAAACCUGCGUUCUGCAACCUAACUGCUGUGGGUCCCAGAAGUCAUGAUCUUGCUGCAUUCGCGGACUCUCGCUUGACUUUUUGUUGCUCACCUUUUCCACUCUGGCAUCGAGACGAACAGAGUUCAGCUGCGAGGAUGGCGAUGGUGGAGGCGCCCGCUGCAGACCAGCAUCAUUUUCAUCGUCCACAUCCUCAACAUCACCAUCUGUCCGCCUCGACGGGGGAUAGCGGCGCGCUGGUCAAGUCCGACGCUGCCUUGGAGUCAGCCGCCACCACCACCGCAACCGCAAACACAACCGGGAUGGGCGAGGCCAAGGGCGACGGCGACGCCGUCAAUGGUUGUGUCGCCCAGCGCUCCACGGUCGCCAGUUGCAAGGCAUGCGAUGCCAACUUUGCUCACUUUGACAACGCCUGGCUGCGCAUCACCGGGUCAUACUACCUGCCCGCUCAUCGGGGCUCGUACAGCAUCACGGGGCUGCACGCGAAGGGAAAGGCUAAGCCGGCCGCCGAAACGAGUUCUCUCCAUGGAUGCAUCAUCCAACCACUCGUAUGCAAUAACUGCGAUGACACGCUCGCCAUCACUUGCAUAAAGGCACCCGACAGCAAGAGUGCAUAUGUAGACCGGGAGUUUAUAAAGCUUCCGAAAAUUCAGUUACGUUCUGAGGCAAGCGGUAAACCGGUUGAAGCAGUGAUUGAAGACGAUCACCAAGCGGAAUCACCAAGCCAUCCCGCCUCAGAAGCUCCAAAAAUGGACCGCUCGAGAGAAGUGGCUGGCACAGCGACUGCUAUUACCGUACAAAAGCCUUCACUUCCGUCCAUGUCCGUCCUGGGCCACAGGCCUCAAGAAGAACCCAGGCAAAAUGACCUUCCCGCUGUGCGCACCGUUCCAUCACAGCCGUUGCAGCCAAAGCCUGUGGUGACGGAGCGAGUGGUACAUCUGCCGCAGCAGCAGCAGCCUAACCCCACUGACCGAGGAUCUUCACCCGCGAAUGCUCAUUUGAAUGGUCAAACGCUGGCGAAUCCUUCAACUGGCACAACCCAUUAUUCGCCAAGCGUAUCGGCCAAGCUCGAUCCACUCGACCGUCUCCAGGCGCAAAUGAGCAUCAAUCGAUCAACGCUGGAGUCGUGCACUCGAGAUAUCGCUCGGCUAGAAGGCGCCUUUCAGCAGUUGCGUAGCGAAUUCCAGGAGACGGUGGAAGUCGUGAGACGAGAACUGCUUGCCGCUAGACAGCACAUCGCAGCGGCCGCUCAUCCCGAGCGCCUCGACGACCAAACGUUAGAGAUAUUCUCGACGACCCUAAGCCAAGCUGUUUCGAAGGCAAAUGAAGUGGAUGUCUUGAGAGUGCAAUUCGAAGUUGUCAAGCGAAGACUGCAACGCUUGGAAGAAAGUAACACCAGCCCCACAUCAGCAGCCAACCCCGACUAUCUCCUGCAUGCACGUCAGCAACCCGUACACCAUGUUCCCGUCGCACAUCAUGGACCACAGACACAAAUGCCUCAGGUGCGAACGUCGGAGCCUCCACGAGUACUGCCUUCGCACCCUCCUCAACCGGCAACCUAUGUCUCUGACCAGUCACAUCGUCCCCAGUAUGCAGAACAAGAAAAGGCGGUGGCUUCUGCUGCUGCUACCCCUCCUAGCUGGAUCUCUAUAAACACGGGACUGAAGAGGGGCCCCCCCGGUGCCGCGGAUGGACAUGGAGACGCUGCCAAUACGCCCAUCGGAUCGCCAAAACGAGCGAAGCUUGCCCCGCUCGAACCACGAUAUGCGUAUGAGGCACAGGCUGGUAGUACGCCCGCCGCCCGAUAUGAGCGCAUGGACACAGAUGAGUCCAUCACUACGCCACAAAACUACCGCAAUGCUUCGCACGACAGCUAUCCUGACACUACGAAUCCCUCUACUCUUGCACCUUCUUCUACUCAAGAAGGUGGAUCCGAGGAUAUUUGGCACACUUCAUACCAACGUACACUGUCUGGUGUGGGACACAGCAUAAGUCCACGAGGUCGAGGACGCGGCCGAGGACGUGGUGGCCGCCCAAGAAAGAGCAUGCCACUGGAGCCACACAUCUCGGGAACGCCAGAAUCGGAGAAGGAAGGCUGGGCAGGUUCGCAAGCUGAAUCCGAUGGAUUCUACCGCGGUGGAGCUAGCCGUCAAAGCUCCGGUAGUGGUCCUACUAUGGCUCCUUCCCCCGUUCAGAACUUUGAUCCCUACAGCCACACCAAGCGUUCAAGGACCAAACCUGUCCGCAAUGCUGACGGCAUUCUUAUUCGAAAAGACGGUCGCCCGGACAUGCGGUCCCAGAGCAGCGCGGCCAAUCUUCGCAAAGUUCACGCAAAGAAGGAAGAGGAAAAACGGGAAGCUGCCGCAGGCGUUUCAGCCUCGGGUCGGGCAGGGGACGCUAGCGCGGCUGCAGAGAGCCCUGCGAGCACAGCCAGCCAUGAUGUGGAGGCCGGCAACACGCAGGAACGGGCGGAUCAUAUCCUCAAGCAUAUGUUUCCGAAGGGUGUAGAACAGGAGAGAGCUCGGCUGGACACUGCACAGCGGUACUUUCCGUCCGACCACAGCCAGACGGGCACAGGUGCUUCAACACCUGUUGAUCGUGCUGCGACGGAAAGCGAGCAUGCAGACAGUGUCGAACCUGAAAAGUCUCGAGACGACACUCCUCAGCAGCAGGAUGAGACCAAGGAAGAUGGUUCACCCAAUGCUGUGGAUGUUGCGAAAUCGACUGUUGCUGAAAGCGUUGCACCAGCGCCGUCUGCAGAAAGUCAAAGGGCCGAUGAAAUUGCGCCAACCUCCACCACUCAAUCAACAUAGUCAACUCUUCAUGUUCUUCCGCGGGGCACAACAUUCUUAUGAUACUUUGAAACCGUUUUAUUGGUGCACAUGUCAGGGCGGAAUAGUCUAGGGCUGUUUUAACUUUUCUUUGGCAUGGCUAGAGCAAAGGUCAGCUCGCCAAUGUGAUAGGUGCUCAUUAUACCCCCCCGAUCCAUUAGAUUACCUAGCCAGUAAUGUUGAAUCGUCAUACGUCUCUUAUAUUGUUGUGAA
Messenger RNA from Verruconis gallopava, 3148 nucleotides. RefSeq lists its product as uncharacterized. The transcript has 4 exons. NCBI's taxonomy places the organism in Eukaryota, Fungi, Ascomycota, Dothideomycetes, Venturiales, Sympoventuriaceae. Bases 242 to 2917 code for a protein of 891 amino acids. The record is from RefSeq and is a predicted model, not a curated record.